AUUUUGGCUCCAGCCGCUCAAGAAGCGCUUCCUCAAAACUGAGACUCAGACUUGGCACCUUCGAAGGUCAUGGCCACCACAGCACCGCUGUUGCAGAAUGACACGUUGCCGCAAGCCUCUGCUGGCGCGGCUAUUGCACUUGAGCUGGGCAUCCUUCAUGAGGGUUUCAGCCCAGAUAGCCGGAUCUCCAAAGGGGACCAACGGGUGAGUAUGGCACCAGAUGUGGCGGAGCAGCUCAUCAAGGAUGGCUAUGGAGUAAUCGUGGAGAAGGGAGCCGGCGUCUAUUCAGGAUUUUCGGACCAGGCUUUUGUGCAGAAGGGAUGCCGAAUUGCUGACAGAGCAGAAGUCAUCCGCAAGAGCAGUGUGCUAUUCUCGAUCGAACCGCCAGAGGCAGACUUCCCAGCCUGCAAGGGCAAGGUGGUCGUUUCCUGGGUGGGCCGCCUGCUGGAUAAGGGCAAGGCUGUGUGUGAGAAGGCCAAGGCUGCUGGAGUAAUGCUCGUAGACGUGACUGCAGUGCCUCGCAUCACUAUCGCGCAAAAGUUGGAUGUGCUCAGUUCGCAGGCAAAGUGUGCAGGUCAUCGCGCAGUAAUCGAAGCUUCCUAUGCAUUCGGGCGUUUCCACACAGCUGAAAUGACAGCAGCAGGCAAGUACCCGCCAUCCCAGACCUUCAUCUUGGGCUGUGGUGUAGCAGGGCUCGCAGCCAUUGGAACUUCCAAGGCAAUGGGCUCUGUUGUGCGUGCGUGGGAUGUGCGUGAUGUCUCGGACCAAGUGCACUCAAUGGGUGCUAAAUGGGUGACGGUGGACUUCAAGGAAAGUGGCGAAGGCCAAGGAGGCUACGCCAAGGAAAGUUCGGAUGCUUUCAAGAAAGUGCAGCAAGAGACCUUCAGGAAGGUUCUUGCAGAGUGUGACAUUGCAAUCAGCACAGCUGCCAUUCCUGGCCGUCCUUCUCCGCUGCUGAUCACAAAAGAAGCAGUCGCAGGUAUGAAACCCGGCAGUGUCAUUGUGGAUCUCGCAGCUCAGGGUGGUGGCAAUUGUGAGCUAACGAAGCUGAAUGAAAUCGUUACAACAGCCAACGGUGUUACCAUCAUUGGCUAUGCAGAUAUGCCAGCUCGUAUGGCAAGCCAAGCCAGUACAAUGUAUGCCCAGAACAUGUGCAACCUCCUUCGCCACAUUCACGGCAAGGGCAAAGCGGCUGACUUCAUGAAGAACUUCCUGGGAGCUCUGGAUGCAGGUGAAGAGGGCGACAUUGUGUCGCGCAGCAUUGUUUGCUCCAGGGAUGGAAAGCUGGUCCCAAUGCCACCACCACCACAGCCAACGCCAGUGAAACCAAAAGCCGCUGCCCCUACUGCUGAGAAAAAGGUGGUCAAAGAGGACCCGAUGAAGGCUGCGUUGGUCGGUGCUCUUGUGCUGACCUUCGGAGUCUGCUGCAUGCUGGCGAUGGGCGAAGGAGUCAAGACCUCUUUGCUCACGACCUUCUUGUUGGCUGGUGCUGCAGGCUACCAGGCAGUUUGGGGUGUUGCACACGCUUUGCACACACCAUUGAUGUCGGUGACGAAUGCCAUUUCUGGCUGCACAGCAAUUGGUGGCUUGCUCUUGAUGGAAAAGACAGACUCGUACGCAGCCUACCAAUUGGCAGCCCUGGCUUUGCUUGUUUCUUCGGUCAACAUUUUUGGCGGCUUUGUGGUGUCCCAGCGUAUGUUGGAUUUGUUCAAGAAGCCCGGUGACAAGGAUUUCACAGGAAUGAUGUUGUUCCCCGGACUCGUGUUCCUCUUUGUCUCUCUGACGCGACCAGAGCUACUGAAGGCAGUCAGCACAGUAUCGGCCCUGCUUUGCGUAGCUGCAAUCGGUGGUUUGGCAACUAUGUCUACUGCCAACGCUGGAUGCAAAUUUGGUAUGGUUGGCGUUUUUGGAGCCAUGGCCGCGACAAUGGUUGGUCUAUCUGAGGCUAACCUUGUCUUCAGUGCCGUGCUCCUCGUGAUCGGUGGUGUUGGAGGUGUGGUCAUGGGUUUCAAGGUGAGUCCUAUUGCUUUGCCGCAAACAGUGGCCGCUUUCCACUCUUUGGUGGGUUUGGCCGCUACUUGCACAUCCAUCGGAUCUUUCGUGAGCAGCCCUUUUCCAGGUGCCACGAUGGAGAACACUUCUUGCAUUCUGGGAGAUUUCAUUGGAGGCAUUACAUUGACUGGCAGCUUGAUUGCCUUUGGCAAGCUGAAUGGAAAUCUCAGUUCCAAGGAGCUGUCCUUGCCCGGGAAGAACUUCCUGAACUUGGGAGGUCUUGGGCUCUUCAUUCUUAGCAUGUACUUAUUUCUCCAAGAAGGUUGUGAGCAUGGCACCCUCAUUCUUUGGUUUGUGGCAGCUUUGGCUUGCCUCAUGGGCCUGCAUUUGGUGGCCAGUGUUGGUGGCGGUGACAUGCCAGUGUGCAUCACAGUCUUGAAUUCUUAUUCUGGCUGGGCUUUGGUCGCAGAGGGCUUUCUGCUGAAGAGCAAUGUGCUUACCAUUGUGGGUUCGUUGAUUGGUUUCAGCGGAGCAAUCCUUACAAAGAUCAUGUGCGAUGCCAUGAACAGAGACAUUUUCAAUGUUCUUUUUGGUGGUAUGAACAACGCGGCAGUCGUGAAGGGUGCGGACACUGGCCCCAAGGAGCAUGUUGAAUGCAAUGUGGACACUUGCGCGGAAAUGUUGGUGAAUGCAAAAGAAGUCUUGGUGGUGCCUGGCUAUGGUAUGGCAAUGGCACGUGCACAAACUCCAAUGGGCGAGCUUGCCUCUAUGCUCCGGAAAAACAACAUCAUUCUCAAGUUUGGUGUCCAUCCUGUUGCUGGCCGCAUGCCUGGUCAGAUGAACGUAUUGUUGGCAGAGGCAGGUGUUCCACACGAAUGGGUUCUGGAGAUGGAUGAGGUCAACCCAGAUAUGGAAAACUUUGAUGUGGUCUUGGUUAUGGGAGCCAACGAUGUGGUGAACUCUGCUGCCCAGGAGCUGGAAGGAUGUGCCAUUUGGGGAAUGCCUGUAAUUGAGGUUUGGCGAUCUAAGAAGGUGGUCUUCUGCAAGCGAUCCAUGGGUGGAGGCUAUGCAGACUUGGACAACCCCGUCUUCUACAAGAGCAACACAGAGAUGCUUUUGGGAGAUGGCAAGAAGACCGCAGAUGCUUUGGUCCAGAAGGUCCGGGAACGCUUGGAAAAGGUUUGAGAGCAUUUUGGCUUGAUGGGCGUACUUGCAGGACACAUUGAGAGCUAGAACGGGCCGGACUCAGUCCAUCAGUCCAUCAGCCAAAAAAGUGCCGCAAAGUCUGGAUUUCAUGAUCGGCCUCACUUUAUCGUUUGUGCAUCAAGUAGCGCCUAUUUUGUAGCAGAGCCCUUAGUUGUUUUCAUUCGGCCAUUGGGGCCAAGUUAUCACUGUGUUGGUAGGAUAGUGCCACCGUUUGUAUGACUGGCAUGGCUGAUGUCAAGACGUGGUCAAGACAUUGUGCAAGGCCCAAAGCUGUCGCAAUCUACAAUUUUGCAUUUCGGCAUCCGACUCAAAGGUUGGAACUCACUGAAGUCGGAACACCUUGGAUCUCUCGAAAUUCUCGUGAACCCC
Molecule: messenger RNA, 3567 nt
Organism: Durusdinium trenchii
Lineage: Eukaryota; Dinophyceae; Suessiales; Symbiodiniaceae
Source: the annotation of a GenBank genome assembly